AUGAAUGCGAUCGUCCAAACCCUCUACGACUUUGCAGGACGCGUCCUGUUCGGCCUCUCGGAUACCGCGAACGACCUACGGCAGACACCAUGGAAAAAGCUGAUAAAGAUGAUGGAGGACACGAAAAAGGAGGUACACGCGUUGUCAACGCACGGGAAGACGUAUGCCGCAGCAGCAGCAGGCACAACACUAUUAGCCAUGCUAAGCGGCAUGGCUGCGCAAUACGGGAAGGCAGCAGGAAAUAGACAGUAUGCAAGGCAACCUACAAAUGUCCAUGAAAUCACCAUCUAUAUUAAGGAUAACAACAAGCGAACUAUAACCGCAGCAGAUACAAACAUAACUAUCACCCAGAAGCUUUAA
This is a messenger RNA of Mytilinidion resinicola, 360 nucleotides long. RefSeq lists its product as uncharacterized. Lineage: Eukaryota; Fungi; Ascomycota; Dothideomycetes; Mytilinidiales; Mytilinidiaceae. The record is from RefSeq and is a predicted model, not a curated record. The transcript has a single exon. Bases 1 to 360 code for a protein of 119 amino acids.